Messenger RNA from Portunus trituberculatus (swimming crab), 1752 nucleotides. RefSeq lists its product as uncharacterized. Bases 806 to 1213 code for a protein of 135 amino acids. NCBI's taxonomy places the organism in Eukaryota, Metazoa, Arthropoda, Malacostraca, Decapoda, Portunidae. The record is from RefSeq and is a predicted model, not a curated record. The transcript is spliced from 3 exons.
CUCCUGAGCUCUGGCCGAGUCAACACUACCUAGACUCAGCAUCUCUGGCUGCAGAAGUAUUCUCCCGUGAAACUCUGCUCACCGCUCGCUUUCGGGGACCUGAGUUAGUCUCCUGACAGCCGUGUGUAGCCAGCCUGAAUCCAGACCAGCCUUUGGAUGAAACACCAUAUUACUCAGGCUUGCUGGUGGUUCUGCAUCCACCCCCUGCUUCAAUCCUGGUCACCGCUGGAUACCGCUCUACCCACUCUCCACCUCUACACCCUGCUCCAUUCUAAGUCUUCUCCUUGGGAUCCUGUACCCAUGUGCUGCCAGGGACGGCCGUGUGUGAAGUGGAUGGGCGUGGUAUCGGCGCUAGAGCAGCGACCUUUCUAAGUGGCGACCAACGUCAAGUAAAUGUGUUGGAUGAACUUUCUCCCUUUGAUACAGAGGCUGAUACCAACUUGAACUUCUCCCCGCUUGAGGAAGGGGUUACAGAACCUCAGAUCUCCUUCCGGUAUCUCCUGACGGUCGUGAAGAUGUAGAAGAGAUAGACCCUCCUAGUUCUCCUGAUCUUGAACGUACAUUGACGGUUUCGCAAAAGAAUGACUUGAUGUCUCUUCUUUCUGACUUCCAGGAUAUCUUCUCUAAAACCCCUGGAUUUACAUCUACCAUAAUGCAUGACCUAGAAGCAUGUUCUUCGGAGCGUGUAUAGUGCAAAUUGUAUCCGAUCCCUGUACAUCUGAAGUCUUGUUUUGAAGAGGAGGUUGACCAACUUCUCCACCAGGGAAUCAUCCAGCCAUCUUCAUCUCCUCAUUGCUCCCCAGUUAUGAACACAUCACUGCCCUUAAGUCUGUACUUUGGCGUCUUCGAGAACACGGCCUCACUGCUCGAGUAUGGAAGUGUCGAUUUGGGUUCGGAUCCAUCCAGUAUCUGGGCUUCAUUGUUGACGGCUUCCUCCUACACAAGUUGUCUGUCUGACCACCUCCCCAAGGGCGUCACCGAACCACUAGUCUGGACUGACGAACAUCAGAGGAGCUUCCAACAUCUUAAAAGCAGCUCUCCAGUCUACCCCCAUCUUAAGGCUACCGGAUUCCACUCGUCCUUUCGUGCAACGAACGGACGCUUCAAACCACGGUCUAGGAGCAGUCCUGCUUCAAUAUGUGGACGGCUGGCCUCACCCAGUUACGUACGCCAGUCGAAAACGUCGGGAUCGAGAGAGAUUCUCCACCAUUGAAAAGGAGGGCCUUGCCGUCUGUUUUGGUAUUCAACACUUUGAAUAUUACCUUAGAGGGAAGGAGUUUAUUUUAGAAGUGGAUCAUAAAUCCUUAGUCUACAUUUCCAGAUUUAGAGGUGCAAAUGAUAGCAACCUGAGAUGGGCACUAAAGCUACAAGAUUAUAGAUUUCGUGUAGUACACAUUCCUGGAAAAAAUAAUGUUGGGGCUGAUUUUCUCAUAUGUUCAGUGUAGUGCUCUAGUUCGUUUGGAUGAAACUCCAUAUUACUCGGCCUUGCUGGUGGUUCUGCAUCCACCCCCUGCUUCAAUCCUGGUCAACGCUGGGUAACGCUCUACCUACUCUCCACCCCUACACCCUGCUCCAUUCCUCGUCCUCUCCUUGGGAUCCUGUACCCGUGUGCUGCCAGGGACGGCCGUGUGUGAAGUGGUUGGGCGUGGUAUCAGCACUAGAGCAGCUACUUCUCUUAGUGGCGACCAACGUCCAUAUAGUUCAAGUGUGUGUUGGAGAAGGAGGAGCUUUCAUUAAAGUGGAGCUUUGUUA